AUGCCUUACAAACAUGCAGUUGCAGCCAUAUGGGAUAUGUCAAGGAAUAGCAUUGAUGCUGGCAUACCUGAAGAGUGGGUGGAUGAAGUGUAUUGGCUCUCAACAUGGAAGAAAGUUUAUUACAAUGUCAUAGAGCCAAUCAACGGGCCGGAGAUGUGGACUCCUUCAGAGUGUCCAACAACACUCAUCCCACCAAAGCAUCAUACACAAGUUGGAAGGCCAAGGAAGAAAAGAAAGAAGGCAUAUGGUGAAAAAGAGCUUGAGCAGGAGUUCGACAAAGGAGGUAAAAUGACCAGAAAGGGUAGUAGCAUCAAGUGUGGUAAAUGUGGGAAUAUGGGUCACAAUGUCAGGAGCUACAAAGGACAAGGGGCUGAACAAUCCAUUGCUUCACAGUAA
This is a messenger RNA of Helianthus annuus (common sunflower), 396 nucleotides long. RefSeq lists its product as uncharacterized. Lineage: Eukaryota; Viridiplantae; Streptophyta; Magnoliopsida; Asterales; Asteraceae. The record is from RefSeq and is a predicted model, not a curated record. The transcript has a single exon. The coding region runs from base 1 to 396 and encodes 131 amino acids.